Molecule: messenger RNA, 1105 nt
Organism: Triplophysa dalaica
Lineage: Eukaryota; Metazoa; Chordata; Actinopteri; Cypriniformes; Nemacheilidae
Gene: zmat5
Product: zinc finger, matrin-type 5
Exons: 5
Coding region: 145-669 (174 amino acids)
Cellular component (GO): U12-type spliceosomal complex
Molecular function (GO): zinc ion binding
Source: RefSeq, a predicted model, not a curated record
CGCGUUCCACAUGUUUUCGUCGCCAUGUUGAAACACUAUAGCGUGAAUGAAUUCGAGGGCGUUUUAUAAAAUUAAUUUUACUUUUUUGUUUCAAGGUUUAGUUUAAAUCACAUAUAACGUGUUAUCAACACGUUGUUGCAAACAAUGGGGAAGCGCUAUUACUGUGACUACUGCGAUCGCAGCUUUCAGGACAACAUGCACAACAGAAAGAAGCACCUAAACGGGGUCCAACACCACCGAGCAAAGAAAGCCUGGUUUGACAACUUCAGAGACGCUCCUGCAAUCUUAAAAGAAGAGCGGGCAAAGGAACCAUGCAGAAAGUUUCUCCAAACAGGGCAGUGUGUAUUUGGUAUAAACUGUCGUUUUUCACACAUGUCCGAGAGGCACAUGAAGAUGUUGGAACAAAAGAUUGAUGAUGAAAGGCGACAGAAGGAAUUUCCUGAGCAAGAUGGAUUAUCAUCUAAACGCAGCCUUGAUGAAUGGCUUUCCAGAAGAAAAAAGAAACAGGCUGCCUUGACAUCAGGAAGUGUUUUAAAGAUGGACGAAGAAGAGUGCCUUGAAAACAUUGAGAUACCUCCGUACCUUCUGUCUAUUCCAGAUCUUCCUCCAUCUCUCCAUCCCCCACCAACUGGCGGUUGGAGAGUGAGCUUGCAGAAUGAAUGGGGUUGAUAUGGAAUGUAUAAAAAUCAUUUUACAUUGUGUAUUAAUGACACAAGUGUGUUAAAAUCCCAGUGACCAUGCUGCUGUUUUUAUAUACAAUUUGUAAAUAAUGGUGCAAUAUUUACAUCAAAUUGCAUAGUAAAACCAUUUGAGAUUUAUUUAUUGUGCAUUUGAUUUGAUUUUGUGCAAAUAAUAGCGUAGCAUGUACUUGUGUUCCUUUAUUUGCAACACCUCUGGCAUGAUGCAAUAUUUUAAUAGAAAGUAGUUUACAUAAUAGUUUCUUUCAUUUGCAGUGUGUCAAGAAGUUUUCACCGAAGACAUGGAUGUGAAAUAUUACAGUGUGUACACAUCCUGCCAUUAUAGGCAUACUGUACUAUAAUGUUCAUAGAUUUGCAGAUUCGUGUUUUGCUGUUGAAGUUUGAAUAAAUGCAGCUGGAGACUUAUA